AUGCUCCCUCCCAGAUACUACCAUUACCAUGCGCCCAUAGUCCUGAAACCUGAUGAUAAUAAUGGCUUGUUGGUUGAUUGCAACUACUGUAUGUCGAAACGAUCAUCUGGCGACUGCAAGGAGAACCACUCUGAGCCGGAAGGGCUAGCACUUGAGGAGAUCAAUGCGGAGACAAGGGACAAGGCUUUCGCUAAGAUCAUAACCGACAAAGCGUUCGGCACCCGCCCUACCUGUAUCGAAGAGUGGGGUGUACAAUAUAUCGCUCAAAUGCGCUUGAAUCCUCAACCGACUGUUGAAGGGCUCCUGGCUCAUAUCCGAAUCAAGCACCCUCGAGCAAAGGCUAAGACUGCUCUUAUGUGGAGUAAGCUCAAGAGCGUCUUCUGCUCCUGUGACGAACCAACACUCUUGACUAUGGAGAAGGUGACCGACGUUCAGGCGUUUAUUGAAGCCUUCCAGGCGGAAUCUUCCGACCAGGAUGACCAGAAUGGCCCAGUUGGAGCUAGUACUGCGGUUGUACAAGCUAGCUCGGCCCUCGGUUCAAGCUCCACCUCCAAGCCCAGCACAAGUAGUAGCAGCGUCAGCAACAGCAGUGCAUUAUCUGCUGGCACGAUCCUGAAGAUGAACUCCGAGUUCGAUCAUAACUUUGCUGCCUUUGUGGGCGAGGCAUGGAUGCUCCCGUCAGGCGCCUGCGCCGACGAAGUGGUUGCACAAUACGUGCGCACUUUGUCGAAAGAAUCGGCAUUACACUCUUUCGUCGUGGACAUGCCCUCUACCAUCAUUGACCUUUUCAACGACCAUAAGGACAAGGCGGCAUUAAGCGAGGUCCUCGUGACGCGAGCUGGAGAACGCCAAAAAGUUAUUAGCACAGCAGAGGAAGAGCAUCUUCGCCUUUACGAUGAGGAGCCGGACAAGGUGGAGGAGAAACUGUCCCAGGGCUGGCAAAGCGUCAGCGCACCGGAGGACCAGGUCCUGGAAAAACAUCACCGAGGGUCAAUUCAUUUGGCCUUACACCUCAUCUUCUUGGUGUAUCAAAGACACCAUUUCGAAUUGCCUCAGUCGGCCUCCGAGUCAUUUUACCUUCAAAUUCUUUGGGGGGUUUUCCCGACUCUCAUUCUGAGUGAUAGAACACUCCAUUACCGGCCAGCCGAAGUACACUCGCAAGCCUCCUCCCUCCGGAAGAACAGGAACCGCAAAGCAGAAGGGACGGUCAAGCAAGCCGUGGGCCGAAAGGCCGACGGCCUUAUUGUGUCCUCUUCUACAAUGCUGGAGUUGUGCAUGAUCGAGGCUGCGAACAAGGAUGUCGGUCUGAACGGCACAAAAGCACUUCAUGACACUCGAAAAAUGGCUAAAGUACUCAAGGACACCUUCGACGGUGUUUGUGCCAAAACUAAUAAGGACGUUAUCGACCAACUAGUCGUCUUUGGCGCCCGUAUUGCCGGAUCAUCGAUGACCUUUUACAGUAUGAGGAAGCGCCAGGGACGAUUUUAUCAGCUGGCUGACGACGGCACGGUGACUUUCCCUUCGCAGUGGGACCGAAGCACAACCAUGAACAUAUUGACCAUUAUCGCGUCGGUGCUGGCUCUCAGGAAGCGUGUUACGGAAAUGGCCAAGCAAGUGACUGCAUGGACCACAUUGUCAUUUGAACCUCUUGACACAUCCAGCCAUCCCAACAUGCCUGUAACGCUGACAACCCCCCCUGGUUCACCUCGUCUCUCACCACGGCAAUGA
This is a messenger RNA of Linnemannia hyalina, 1728 nucleotides long. The record is from the annotation of a GenBank genome assembly. Lineage: Eukaryota; Fungi; Mortierellomycota; Mortierellomycetes; Mortierellales; Mortierellaceae.